UGAGGAAAGCAUAGCAGACCAAACACCCGGAAGCUCACGACGCAGAAGGCACCCACCCCUCCUCUGUCCUAAAGCCAAAGCAGCAUGGAGGCGGAACCCAUCAUCCGCGUCGUCGCCGUCUGCGGCUCUCUCCGGAAGGCCUCCUACAACAGCGGCCUCCUCCGCGCCGCCGCAGAGGUGUGCGAGGAGUCCAUCCCGGGGAUGCGCGUGGACCACGUCGACAUCUCCGACCUGCCGCUGCUCAACACCGACCUCGAGACCGCCGACGGGGGAUUCCCGCCCGCCGUCGAGGCCUUCCGCGACCACGUCCGCGCCGCCGACUGCUUCCUCUUCGGCUCGCCCGAGUUCAACUACUCCAUCGCAACCCCACUGAAGAAUGCACUAGAUUGGGCUUCCAGAGGAAAGAAUUGCUGGGCAGACAAACCUGCCGCGAUUGUCAGUGCUGGAGGUGGCUUUGGAGGAGGCAGAUCGCAGUACCAUCUCCGUCAAAUUGGGGUGUUCUUAGAUCUUCAUUUCAUCAACAAGCCAGAGCUAUUUGUCCAAGCAUUUCAGCAGCCACCUAAGUUUGACGGCGAUGGGAACCUUAUUGACGCUGAGAUCAGAGAGCGAAUCAAGCAAGUGCUCUUAUCCCUCCAGGCCUUCACACUCAGGUUCCAGAAGAAGGAUUGAUGCAACACAGGACCGUAUUAAUCUGCAUUUCUUCUUGGGUGUAUUGCACUGUGGGUAUUGUAUAAUAUGCCUUGUUUCAUGUCAUUUCUGCUACACAUUCGGAUAAUGUGACUUAAACUGUAAUAAAUCGCUUGCUUCCUUGUCUAUAGAAGGUUUAGUGAUUUGACAACAUCUCUAUAGGAAACAAGGCCCCUUCCCCAAUACUGAUACAUCGACAGUUCCCUUCUGUAAAGCAUUUUGGGGGUUUAUCAAACACCUUCUCCAAUUGAGUUCGAUAGUAUAUAAAUUUGAGAUUCUGUGUAA
Lolium perenne is the source of this 972-nucleotide messenger RNA. Its product is annotated as probable NADPH:quinone oxidoreductase 1. Gene Ontology annotation, molecular function: FMN binding; oxidoreductase activity. The record is from RefSeq and is a predicted model, not a curated record. Gene Ontology annotation, cellular component: cytosol. NCBI's taxonomy places the organism in Eukaryota, Viridiplantae, Streptophyta, Magnoliopsida, Poales, Poaceae.